This is a messenger RNA of Paramecium tetraurelia, 1221 nucleotides long. RefSeq lists its product as uncharacterized. Lineage: Eukaryota; Ciliophora; Oligohymenophorea; Peniculida; Parameciidae. The record is from RefSeq and is a predicted model, not a curated record. Gene Ontology annotation, biological process: positive regulation of transcription by RNA polymerase II. The transcript has 2 exons. Gene Ontology annotation, molecular function: DNA-binding transcription factor activity, RNA polymerase II-specific.
AUGUUAAAUUAAAUAAAAGACAAACCACUUUCUUAACUCAUAGCUGAAUUAUAAUAAAAGUAUUAAGAGGACAAUGACUAAUCGAAUAUAUUUUAAUAAAUUUAUCAGAAGCAAUUGGAACAAGAGAGUUCAACAGAUUCAUCUCACUUUUUGCCUGCCUUGCUUUCAGGUUCUACAGGUUCAUAAUCAUCAAACUCUCAAGAAGAUAAUCAAGAACAAGCAUGUUCAAAGGUCUAAAAGAAUAUCAAAAAAGAAAAAAAAAAUAAAAAGACAGGAAAAGUGUCUUAAGAUGAUAAAUAAGAGUUCACUUAAAUCCCUGAUAAAAAAGCUAUGCAAAUGAUCAGAAAUAGAAUAUCAGCUUAGAAUUCUAGAGAUAGAAAAAAGGCGUACUUAUAGAAAUUAGAGGAAGACUUUGUUAAUCAAUCAGCUCAAUUAUCUGAAAUGCAUGGAUAAGUCAUUUAAUUAUAAUAAUAACUAGAAGAAGCCCAAAAAAUUAAUUAGCAAUUACAACAAUAAUACACUUUUCUAACAUGUUUAAAUUGUGGUAGUAAGCAUUUUGGAUAUGAUGAUGAAAAUCCAAUCUCUGUCUCAAAGAACAAAAGUCUUGGAAAAUUGGGGCUUUCGUUUUUAUUUAUCAUUGCAAUUAUAGGAUGCAUUGCAAUCGAUUUAAAUCCUUAAACAUAAAAAUUAAAUACUAUUCAAUCAUAUUAACUACAUGGAAACUAAAUUCGAAAUCUAAAUGCAAGCGAUGAUCAAUUUAGGUUAUUCGAUCAUGUUUCAUAGAGUAGAAUUAAAGGCAUGACUGAUAUAAUGGAAUACAAUUCAGAAUAUAAUUAUAAAUUUUUUGAUACAACAUAUAGGGCUAUAUUAAAUAGUGAAGAGAGUCUAGUUAAUGGAUUGAUUAAUUUUAACAAAGAACGGGCUAAGACUAAUAACGGCAAAGCGUUGGCUCCACUUAAUUAUCAUCAACCAUAAGUUGACUCUCUCUUUUGUCCUUCGAUUUACAAAUAUGAAAAUUAAACUUAAGGAAUUCGAGUUCAUUAUCAGGAUAAUCAAUGGUUGCACUUGAUCAUUCCAAAAAAUAAAGUUAAUAUAUUCUAUUAAACAACUGAUAAUUCAAUUGUUUUGAAAGAGAGCUUUGCUGAUUCAAAAACUGAACAUAGAUAAGUUUAUUAAGAAAUUUGGUGCUAAAUAAAGAGCGUUAGUGAUUUCUAUAUUUGA